UAGUAGAAUGUCGGCCGAAGUGUCCGAACGAUUCAAAGUUUGGACAGGAAACAAUGAGACCAUCAUCUAUUCCCCAUUCGAGUACGAUUCCACGUUGCUCAUCGAGUCAUGGUGGGACGAUUUGACAAUGCACACGUUUUUCAAAAAUCACUGGUUUAAGUCGGUGUACUUAUCAGCUGCUUAUAUUAUUGCGACAAAUUUAUUACAGAGAUAUAUGGAGUCACGGAAACCUAAAAGCAUGCGACCUCUUUUACUAGCAUGGAACGGUUUUUUGGCAGUGUUCAGUAUUAUGGGUACAUGGAGAUUUGGAAUCGAAUUCUACGAUGCUGUUUUCAGAAGAGGCUUCAUCGAUUCGAUCUGCCUGGCUGUAAAUCCACGUUCACCGUCCGCAUUCUGGGCAUGCAUGUUCGCUCUAUCGAAAAUCGCCGAGUUUGGGGACACGAUGUUCUUGGUGCUGAGGAAACGGCCGGUUAUAUUCCUUCACUGGUAUCAUCACGCUGUUGUUCUGAUCCUUUCUUGGCAUGCUGCAAUCGAACUCACAGCUCCAGGACGCUGGUUUAUUUUUAUGAACUAUUUGGUGCAUUCAAUAAUGUAUACAUACUACGCAAUAACAUCAAUCGGCUAUCGUCUUCCCAAAAUCGUUUCAAUGACUGUUACAUUCCUUCAAACUCUUCAAAUGCUCAUUGGUGUCAGCAUUUCUUGCAUUGUGCUUUAUUUGAAGCUUAAUGGAGAGAUGUGCCAACAAUCCUACGACAAUCUGGCGUUGAGCUUCGGAAUCUACGCCUCAUUCCUGGUGCUAUUCUCCAGUUUCUUCAACAAUGCAUAUUUGGUAAAAAAGGACAAGAAACCCGAUGUGAAGAAGGAUUAAUUUAUUAUUCAUUUUUUUCAAAAAGCUACACUUCAAAAUACGAGUCAUCAGUUUUGUUUUUUUUUAAUUAUACAUUCAGUUACUACUUUUAGUCUUGCACUUUUACAGCUUAUAUCUCGGUUCUCAAAAAAAGUUUCAACUAGAGAAGUAUAUAGAAAAAGAGAUGACAAAUAUUUUGUCAGGUCAGUUGUUAUUUUUUUGAAAAAAAAAUACAAAAAAUAACCCAGAUAUAAGCUUUCAAAGUUAACCAUGAAAAAUAUUGUAUUUUUCACGUUUAUAUGCUAUGUAAUAAA
Messenger RNA from Caenorhabditis elegans, 1161 nucleotides. RefSeq names its product Elongation of very long chain fatty acids protein (gene elo-9). NCBI's taxonomy places the organism in Eukaryota, Metazoa, Nematoda, Chromadorea, Rhabditida, Rhabditidae. Gene Ontology annotation, cellular component: membrane. Gene Ontology annotation, biological process: lipid metabolic process; fatty acid biosynthetic process. The coding region runs from base 8 to 868 and encodes 286 amino acids. Gene Ontology annotation, molecular function: fatty acid elongase activity. The transcript has 5 exons. The record is from RefSeq and is marked reviewed.